This is a messenger RNA of Closterium sp. Naga37s-1, 357 nucleotides long. The record is from the annotation of a GenBank genome assembly. NCBI's taxonomy places the organism in Eukaryota, Viridiplantae, Streptophyta, Zygnematophyceae, Desmidiales, Closteriaceae.
AUGGCCGUUGCUGCGACAACCGUUGCUGUGGACUGUGGGGAGAGGGAGAGACGAGUGGAGGAGGAGGAGGAGGAGGAGGAGGAAAAGGAGGAGGAGGAGGAGGAGGAGGAGGAGGAGGAGGAGGAGGAGGAGGAGGAGGAGGAGGAGGAGGAGGAGGAGGAGGAGGAGGAGGAGGAGGAGGUGGUGGUGGUGGGAAAGGCCGCGGGGCGGAAGGAGAAGAGAAAGGCAGGACGGAGAGUGGGCGGGUGGAAGGGGGAAGGCGGGAGGAGGGAGAUGAGGGGCUAUUGCAUGGAGGAGGUAGGAUGCAGAGGAGAUGAAGACGGGGAAGGGGGGGAGGGGAAGAGAUGGAGGCAAUGA